Molecule: messenger RNA, 2109 nt
Organism: Chrysochloris asiatica (Cape golden mole)
Lineage: Eukaryota; Metazoa; Chordata; Mammalia; Afrosoricida; Chrysochloridae
Gene: SLC40A1
Product: solute carrier family 40 (iron-regulated transporter), member 1
Exons: 8
Coding region: 271-2001 (576 amino acids)
Biological process (GO): iron ion transmembrane transport
Cellular component (GO): basolateral plasma membrane
Molecular function (GO): peptide hormone binding; iron ion transmembrane transporter activity
Source: RefSeq, a predicted model, not a curated record
AGUCCCCCUACACGCUUCUAUAAGGCUUUUCCUUUCCAACUUCAGCUACAGUGUUAGCUAAGUUUGGAAAGAAGAUUUUUUUUAAAAAAGAUCCCUGGGCCGUUUGUAUUUUAUUUGUCAUUGCACUCGUUGGGGUCUUUCAGCACUCGGCUGUUGUGCAUUUAGUGGUGCUAUCGUCUGUUCUUUGCACUCCUGUUAACAACAAACACCUCAGAAGAGCAGCACCAUCAACAGUAGCAGCAGAAGAGCAAGCGGGGGGCGUCUGGUGUCAUGAACCGGGCGAGAGAUCCAAACCGCCAGGGAGGAUGCUGUGGUUCCUUUACAAGCUACCUGACCUCUGCAAAAUUCCUUCUCUACCUUGGCCAUUCUCUGUCUACCUGGGGAGAUCGGAUGUGGCAUUUUGCAGUGUCUGUGUUUUUGGUGGAGCUCUAUGGAAACAGCCUCCUCCUGACUGCAGUCUAUGGGCUGGUGGUAGCAGGGUCUGUUUUAGUCCUAGGAGCCAUCAUUGGUGAUUGGGUAGACAAGAAUGCCAGACUUAAAGUGGCCCAGACUUCUCUGGUGGUACAGAAUGUUUCGGUAAUCCUGUGUGGAAUCAUCCUGAUGAUGGUUUUCUUACAUAAAGAUGAGCUUCUGACCAUGUACCAUGGAUGGGUUCUUACAUCCUGCUAUAUCAUGAUCAUCACUAUUGCAAAUAUUGCAAAUUUGGCUAGUACUGCUACUGCAAUCACAAUCCAGAGGGAUUGGAUUGUCGUUGUUGCAGGAGAAGACAGAAGCAAAUUAGCAGACAUGAACGCUACAAUACGAAGGAUUGACCAGUUAACCAACAUCUUGGCCCCCAUGGCUGUUGGCCAGAUUAUGACAUUUGGCUCCCCAGUCAUUGGUUGUGGCUUCAUUUCGGGAUGGAAUUUGGUGUCCAUGUGUGUGGAGUACUUUUUGCUCUGGAAAGUUUACCAGAAAACUCCUGCUCUAGCUGUGAAAGCUGCUCUUAAAGUAGAAGAAGCUGAAUUGAAACAACUGAAUUUACACAAAGAUACUGAGCCAAAACCCCUGGAGGGAACUUGUCUAAUGGGUGAGAAAGACCCUACCAACCUUGAGCAUGAACGUGAGCAAGAGCCCAACUGUGCCUCUCAGAUGGCUGAGCCCUUCCGCACCUUCCGAGAUGGAUGGGUCUCCUAUUACAACCAGCCAGUGUUUCUGGCGGGCAUGGGUCUUGCUUUCCUUUAUAUGACUGUCUUGGGCUUUGACUGCAUUACCACAGGGUACGCCUACACUCAGGGGCUGAGUGGCUCCAUCCUCAGUAUUUUGAUGGGAGCUUCAGCCAUAACUGGAAUAAUGGGAACUGUGGCUUUUACUUGGCUCCGCCGAAAAUGUGGCCUGGUUCGGACUGGUCUGAUCUCAGGAUUUGCCCAGCUUUCCUGUUUGGUCUUAUGUGUGAUCUCCGUAUUCAUGCCUGGAAGUCCCUUGGACUUAUCUGUUUCUCCUUUUGAAGACAUUCGUACUAGGUUCAUUCAAGGAGAGCCACUGCCCACUAUUACACCGACAGAAAUACCUGAAGUCAUCUUUACAACUGAAAUGCACAUUUCAAAUGGGUCUAGUCCUACUAAUAUUGUUCUAGAGACGAAUCCUAAACCUGUACCUAUAAUCUCUGUCAGUCUGCUGUUUGCAGGUGUCAUUGCUGCUAGAAUUGGUCUUUGGUCUUUUGAUUUAACUGUGACACAGCUGCUGCAAGAAAAUGUAAAUGAAUCUGAAAGAGGCAUUAUUAAUGGUGUUCAGAAUUCCAUGAACUACCUUCUUGAUCUUCUGCAUUUCAUCAUGGUUAUCCUGGCUCCGAAUCCUGAAGCUUUUGGCUUGCUCGUAUUGAUUUCAGUCUCCUUUGUGGCCAUGGGCCACAUUAUGUAUUUCCGAUAUGCCCAAAAAACUCUGGGCAACCGUCUCUUUGUUUGUGGUCCUAACGAAAAAGAAGUCACGAAUGAAAUUCAAACUAACACAUCUGUUGUGUAAGAAGUUUAACUGUUGCUUAUCCCUGUUACUAGAUUAAAUAGAGCACAUGUGCCUAUUUUAUACUUUAAAGUUCCUAUAAAUUGUUGGGUGUUCCUCUCUAGUUUUACC